AUGGACGCUCUCGACGAGGCACUGUUACAAUUAGGAGAGUUUUCUGAUGAAGAAACAGAAACCAAAACAAGAAAAUCAAAAUUAGAAUCAUUUCAAGAAAUCGACAUUCUUGCCGAAAUCCCAGGACCGUCAAAAGAAUCACCAAAAAAAUCAUUAAUAGAAAGAAAAGAUGAGGAAGAUGAUGAAUUAUUAGUAAAUCGGAAAGAACUGUCCGAACAUGGACGAGCAAUUGAAAAAUGGCUGAAUAAUAAGAAAACAACGUCGAGUUUUAUUUCAUCACAGGAAUUUCAGUCUAGUCGAAACAAUGUACUCAUGGGUCUUUCGAAACCUACAAUCUCUAAAGGAAAAGAAGGCGAUUUUAUUGCAAAUAUGGAUAAAUUCCAAAUCUCCGUGAGGAAUCCCAAAGUAAGUUCGCAGAACUUUGGAAUACUCACUGCCGGAAUGAAACUCGUCAAAUUAACAGAAUUAAAGCCUGACUCAAAUUUCAAAGAUUCUUGGUGCACAAUGGGAGUUGUUGUGGAGAAGGGGAUCAGCAAGAAAAGCGCGAACGGAAACGAGUACCUUAUUUGGAGAGUUCAUGAUUUGAAGGAUUGCCAAACACCCACACUGAAAUUGCUAAUGUUCGGAAAUGCGAUUGAGGAGCAUUGGAAAAUGCCGAUAGGAAGUGUUAUUGCACUUUUGAGCCCUCAAGUGUCAGCAGAUUCAACAGCGGCUCCAUCCAAAAAACCCGCAAUUGUGUUGAGAGUUGCAAAAGGACGACAAAUUCUCGAGAUCGGCUCGUCUGCUCAUUUCGGAACUUGCAAGGGAACUCGUCAAGACAACAAUAAAUGCUCGAAUUUCGUGAAUACCUCGCUGAGCGAAUUCUGCGUUUAUCAUGUGAUGAGUGCUGCACGGAAGAUAUCAGCGAAUCGAGGAACAUUCAAUGCUGUCACUUGCGGUCCGAACCUCGGCGGAAUCGCGAUGAUCAAAAAGAAGACUGAUUUGCGAAGAAUUAAAGGAAACCCUGUACCGCCUACAGCGAAUGCGCCGACGAUUCGACCAUCAGCAUGCAAUUCAUUUUCGACGUUGAAUGCCAAAAAAGUCACGAAGCAAGAAGAAAAGGCGAAUUUGGAGGAUAUUUUAGCGCAGAGGAAAAACACCCUUGCUGCACGCCAAUUCCUGAAAAUGAAAGAAAACGAAAAAAGUGUGGACAAAAAAGGAAAAUUGGAGGAAAUUCUUGGAGAGUUGGGAACUAAUCGGCGAAAAGAAGAAAAACAAAUGUCGAUGGGCGAUUUUUUGAAGAACGAAGAAAGGAAAGAGCGCGAGAACGUUGUGGAUUUGUCGCAAACGAGUUCACCGGGCGCUUCGAGACUUUGGGCUUCUUCAAUGAAUCAGGCGAAGAAGCCAACAGGAGCAAGAGAUGCUCAGGAAUACGCAGCAAGACUGCGCGCUAUUGCAAUCCUCAAAAAGCAGAAAUCGGAAGGAGCGGUGAAACGAAAAGCGGAACCGCCGAAUAAUGAGCAAGAAGCGAAGAAGGCGAAAACUGAAAAAGAGGAACGAAGCAAAAUGGACGAAAUCAAGAAAAUGUUGGCGCGGAAAAGUAUUCAUCACAACGAAGCCGAAAAGGAAGAAAAUGAUCGUCUUCAAAAACAUUUGAGUAGUAUGGAAGAGCGCGAAAAAAUCGAAACAUUUACCACAACUUGCAUGUCGGUGAAGAAUAUCAAAGUUGUCACGUGUAAUCAGUGCAAAUACACUGCACCAACGGCUAGUAAACUUUGCAUCGAGUAUGGGCAUAAACUGGUGAAGCAUGAGGCGGAGAAGCGGUUUUUCAAAUGCUCUGGUUGUAAGCACCGAACGACUUGUUUCGAAUUUAUGCCGACGAAACCAUGCAAUACUUGCAAUGAAAACAACUGGAUUCGAGUAGCAAUGCGCGACGAGCGAAAAGUGCUUCUUGAAACCGAAAAUCUCGAAAUUCGCGGCGAGGAGCGAACAUUUGUCAAUUCGUAG
Molecule: messenger RNA, 1986 nt
Organism: Caenorhabditis bovis
Lineage: Eukaryota; Metazoa; Nematoda; Chromadorea; Rhabditida; Rhabditidae
Source: the annotation of a GenBank genome assembly